AUGUUGGACGCAGAAGAAAGCUCUGCCAAGAGUGGGAACUGCUCCUUUUAUGUAAGCCCAUCCUGGGGCGAAUUCCUGUCCUGCGGGGAGCCACGCAAGUGCUGUGCUGCACUAGGCGCCAGACCCCAGGGCCUCUGUGGUGCUCCUGAUGCCCCUCACCCACAGGUGAAGAUCCUGAGUGGGCGAGGGGAUGGCAGGGAUCACUCUAUCAAUGUUGUCCUUUAUAAGGAUGCUAAGCUUACCGUGACGCAGGUGACCUCUGCGAGCAGCACGUCCUGCAUCCUGCUCUUUCACUACCAGUUGAGCGAGCAGGCACACUGGUGCUGGGAAACGGUCCUCUCCUCAUGCAGUCUCUUCCUGGGCAUCUCAGAGGGGGCCCUCCCGGAGGGCAGUAAAGAAGGUCUCACUAGACUCCUGGAGUUUGCCGAAGACAAGCUGAAUGUUAACCAAGUGUUUGUGCGGUUUAAUAAGAACAGGGAGGACCGAAUGUGUCUAACCAAAACAUUCGACUACAUGGGCUUUGAGAUGGUGAAACCUGGCCAUCCACUAGUUCCCUCUCAGCCCGAUCUCCUCUACAUGGUGUAUCACCUGGAGCCAAGCCACUGUGGGGAAGAGUGAUGUGAACAGGUUACGUACACAGCUCUCCAAGUUGGACAUGCUCCUCGUGUCCUCUGAUGACCAGCACUUAGCUCUGUUGGAGCCAAGUUCCACUCAAAGGAGGUCUUUAGUGAUCUAACCUGUUGGACAGACAUUGCAGUAAGAAUUAAGUCAUCAUCCUAUUAGGUGUGUAUGUUGACCUGUACUUCUCUACUUCUUAGAAUACCUUGCCACGGCACUUCUAGUAACAGGGUCACUUGGUGCUAAAGAUAAUAUUCUACUCCUUUGCAGUCAAAAGCAUCUAUGAAAAUGUAUGUGUUAUAUCUCUAGUAGGUUGUGUGUGUACACUAUAUCACCAGUCCAUCAUGUGUAAACUGGUUCCAUGCCAAGGACAUACAACAGAUGGAAGUUUGGUGUUUGGUUGUCAGAUAGGAGAAUGGAAUGCAUACUUGCUUCAGAUCAAGGAUAUCAAGACAGUGAGUAUAUAUAUACAGGGGGGAAAAAAAAAUAAAAGUAGCACUUUAUUACAGAUAGUUUUAUUUUCAUCCAAAGCAUUCUACUUUUUUACUUUCACUGCCUCUUAAGUAUAAGUAAGCUCUUGUGCUUAAGCUAUGUGGUCAACAUUAUGUGGUCAACAUUAUGUACUGCCUGAGCAAUUGACCAAGAUAAUUGUGUUAGUGCAGCUUUACUUAGGGACCUGCAUGCACUUUCCUUUGCCUCAGUUAACUUAGAUGUGAAAUCAAUGAGUGAUCUAUGUUGAUAAUAAAUGUACAGUUUUCUUGUACAUGUAAGAAUGAUAAUAUCUAAAGUUAUACAGUUAUGUUCUAUUCCAGAUGUCUAAUAAAAUAAACAGUAAUCCUUUA
Messenger RNA from Clupea harengus (Atlantic herring), 1460 nucleotides. RefSeq names its product ornithine decarboxylase antizyme 2b (gene oaz2b). The record is from RefSeq and is a predicted model, not a curated record. Gene Ontology annotation, molecular function: ornithine decarboxylase inhibitor activity. Gene Ontology annotation, biological process: positive regulation of protein catabolic process. Gene Ontology annotation, cellular component: nucleus; cytoplasm. Lineage: Eukaryota; Metazoa; Chordata; Actinopteri; Clupeiformes; Clupeidae.